AUGUCCAAUACCUCCGUGAAAGACCGAUUUACUGGGCAAACCGCCUCAAAUGGCAAUCAAGUGGAAAUUCCUGAAAACGACGAAGAGAUUCAAGUCUUCAACGCCAUCCCCAACUAUCCGGCUGGGUACAAGUUUGGUGACAAGUUUGUGGUAAGUUCUUUUAGGAUUCUUUUGAUAUUGAGGUAGGGUAUGAGGUUAGAUUGUUGAGUUUAAGUCGAGAAUGUCAGAAACAGUCAGUUUUUCUUAAAUUUUUGAAAUUUUUGAAAUUUUUUUAUAAUUUUAGUUUGUAGGAUAAAUUUUUUAAUAUUUUUUUUCAAAAAAAAACGUUAAAAUAACAUACAACACAUCAUCAAACUCACUAUCUUUUAGAUUGGCGAAAAAAUCGACGGUAACGGACACUUUGGAGUCACCUACCUGGCGACGCUUCUAUCUUCGGACCAAAAACUUCUUUUUCAUGUGAACAACAUCAAAGAGAACCAUCGAUCAGCCACAAAAUACAAAUAUAAGUUGUUGAGUAAAGCCCACGAGCACCAGAAACAUCAUUUCUUCAUCGAGCUCCACGAGCACGGCCCUUACGAAAACGAACACUUUUGGUACACUACCUAUUGCAAAAGUGGUCCAACUCUGCGUCAGAUCACGGAAGUUAUGCGACGGAAAGGUGAAGACAGAUUGAGUACGUCAACUGUGGGACGAUUGGCUCAGAAUUUAUUUGAGGUGGGAUUUGGCUUGGAGUUUUGGGGAUUUUGUGACUUUUUUAAGUUAACACGGUCGAAAAAUGAAAAAUUUUGUGAAACUUCGUAUUUUAGGCUUAAUUUAAAAAUUUUUAACUAAAAAAUUCAUUUUUCAGAUAGCCGGCUUCAUCCACCAAAACGGCUUCUUAAUCUGUGCCAUGGAUCAAAACAUGUUCGAGUUCGACGCCCGCUUCCGCACCCUUUUCCUCUCUGACAUGUCUUCCAUCCAGCCCAAGCCAACGGGCGUGAAUAACCUCGUCUGGCAUCGUGGACUGCACUACAGCCCCAUGGUGUGGUCAUGGCACGCUCAGAACUAUGUUAACUUGGAUAGGCUGACAACUAUGGAGUUGGAGUCCGUUUUCUACUUAAUAUUGGACUUGGCCUUGGGUGGACUGCCUUGGGCGUCCGAUAGUUUGGAUGAUGUGGCUGAAAAGAAGAGGAACUUGUUUAGGGAUGGUAAGAAAUUUUUGGGAGGACUUCCUAAGACGUAAGUUUUGGUUUUCUAUCUUUUGAUUAGUGAUUGGCUACUAAAACAUGAAUCUUUUGAAGAUUGCUGCUUACUAUAAUAUAAAUUUUGAAGCUUAAAAAGAAAAAAUGGGUUGUAAAUCUUAAAAUCUUUCUAAAAAUAGCAAAAACAGUUUUCUAAAAUUAAGUUUCAUUAUUUUAAAGCCAAGGUCUCUUCUCUUCAGCUACUUCAAGCUUUGGAAGCAAAUCGUGACCAUGGUCGGCCGCAACCGCCCCUACUCUGACCUCUCAAUAAUCCUCAAUCUAUGCCAGCAGAUAUACAAGAACGACGGUGCAUGUGCUUCGUGGAACGACAAGUUUGACUUUGAACGUGAUCGGACUUCAAAAGAAUUACCCGAGCUUGUCAUGGAGAAGGUGGCCAAGGACUCUAAGAGCAUGAAAGAUGAACAAAAGACGACUGAAGGCAACACAGAUGAUGAUACAUGUAGUACUUGUGCCAAAAGUACUAGUGUUACGACCUGCUCCAGUUGCGUUUUCACUGACAAUACGACAAGCACUGAAUUGAGCAAAGCUAACACUUUGACUUCAAAAAGCGGCCGACUUAUAGAAAAUGAGGUCAACGAAGAUCAAGGGAAGGAGGUUAAAGCCACGGAAAAUGAAAGCACGAAGAAAGCUAGUCAGAAAUCGACCAAAAAAGCCCAAGAUCAAAAUAAUAAUUGUAGCAAUUGUGUUUUCAAACACUAA
Messenger RNA from Bursaphelenchus okinawaensis, 1940 nucleotides. NCBI's taxonomy places the organism in Eukaryota, Metazoa, Nematoda, Chromadorea, Rhabditida, Aphelenchoididae. The record is from the annotation of a GenBank genome assembly.